Messenger RNA from Pocillopora meandrina, 14968 nucleotides. NCBI's taxonomy places the organism in Eukaryota, Metazoa, Cnidaria, Anthozoa, Scleractinia, Pocilloporidae. The record is from the annotation of a GenBank genome assembly.
AGAAAAUCCAAUAUGGCGGAUUGAUUAACCAUCAAAACAUUUGAAUCCCCUUUGCGUUUAUAAAGCACACAUCUGGUUUUCCCGUCGUGUGACACAGCGAGAUGGAAGACGAGGACCUGGAAGAAAUGCGAGCGCUGAGAGGUAAAAGUUAUAAGAAGAAUGUUUACAAAUUUCAGGCAUCACUUCCAUCAGCUUUGAUUGAGGUCGAAGCGCAUGAAAUUCGAAAUUUCAGCUUCAUAUAGUUCUUUCAGAAACUUUUUGUGACAUAUUCAAAUAUCGAGGGUACAAUGGCGACUAGGAGUCAUCAAUUCGUUGAUGACUCUAAAAUGAGCUGUCACUCAAAUACGUUUUACUCUUGUUUUGUUGCUAGCCUCUUCCAAAUACAAUCAGUCAAACUCAGUUGCUCACAUUUUUCGCCCCUCACGGAGCCGAGAGCAAGACAGGAGCGAGAAAAUCACGCGCACUUCAGGAGAAUCAACACGAGCGACAUCAACAGAGCCUUUGGCUGUAUCAUUCAAGGGUGGAGGUACAGAGGGUUCCAUGACAAAUUGAAUUUCUUUACUUUUUCUGCGUACGCUGCAGAGCUUUCAGAUAAAUAUGGUUAAAAAUCAUACAGUCUUUGAAAGGAAGAACCUUGCGGUUAUCCCUAUAGAAAGGGCCUUCUUUAUUCUGAACAAGAAUUUCUACUGUUGGAAGUAAGUACAAAGAAAAAAAAGUAAAACUAUAGUUACGAGGAUGAUUGAUUUUAUAGAUAAAUUAACCAAAGCAGUAGUUUGCUUCCUCAAAAUCAACUGUUUAAAUUAGAAACCUUGAAUGUGUGGCAAAUGAUAGUUUCAGCAUGAGAGUGGUGAAUUAAAUUUGUUUGCGUGAGUCUCAAGCUCAAUACAUCAAAUUUGAGAGCUCUGAUGAUAUGGCUAAAUGCCCAAACUUCAAAAGUAGUACUGUUGUAAUUGUGGUUUGUUUUUUUUUUUUAAAGCUGAUUUAAGAAAGGAAAGUGAAACUUCAGAUUCAAUGGAGGUCCUGAUGGGGUUUUCAGGUUUUGGUAAGUUAUUUUUAUUAUUGAUAUGAAAUGAAAAGUGUUGAUGUUUGGUGGUUACAAACAUUGUAUGCAAAUGUUAGAAGGUAACAUGUGUCUUGCGAAUGCUUAACCUUGAUUCAGCAUCCUGGAAUUCUUGACUUUUUGCUUUUAUUCCAGCUAAUGGUUACAUUUUGUCCAAUACUUGUACCUUCUGCAUGAAAGUCUCUUUAUAUCCCCCAACCAAAGCAGAGGUACACUUUGUCUUGAAUAUUAUUUCCAAAUAAGCCUUUUAUUUCCUUGGAUAACAGACAAGAAGAAAGUGUGAAGUUAUUAGUAUUAUAUAAAUACCAAUAAAAUACCAGGUGAGCUUUUUCCCUAAAACUGAUAUCUUCACCUGUGAAAAUAACAUGUUAUCUUCACACAUGAAAAUACUAUACUGUUACUAUGGUUACUUAAUUAAUUGCACCUUUUCCAGGGAGAGUGAAAUGGUUUGGUUUUCCAUUGGUGUUUAAUAUAUAAUAAAUAGCAUAUAACAUGACAGCUUAGAGAUGUGCAAUUUAUCUUCUUGCUUGACUCACUCGUGAAAUAUUUUUCAAUAAAAGAGAAAUUUUAUACCCCUGUGCGGCCAUGUAACAUUCUCUAUAUAACUUUUCAGGAUUAAACUCCCAUCAAUGUAUCACUUUGAUCUUCAAUGGAAAUCUCAUCUUUUGAGUACUUUUUGUAUCCCAAGCUAUUUGCUUUAGCUAGAAAAUCAAGAUAAAUUUAGUCCUUUUACUCCAAAUAUCUCAUUAGUAAUUCUCUUUACUGUCUGCCAUGUAAUUUUUAAAAUAUUGGUUUGGAGAGCUAUUUUGGUAUUGGAUCAACUUAUAAUACCCUAAUUGAUAUUUUUCUUUAUUCUCAUCACUUGUUUGCUUAAUAUUGUCUGGACAUUGUAAGGAGAAAUUUUGUCUUGGUCACUCUGGGAUUUAAGGGUUAACAGGAAUCUAACAAGAAAGACUCUGGGUUGAAUUAUUAUUUGUUUUUAUCUGUAUAGAGAGAUAACAGAGCCAAGAAUAAUUACAGUAUAUGAUUUAUGAUAACGGUAUGUAUUUGAAGCAGUGGGAAUCUAGUGAAAAAGAAAAAAAAAUGGAAGGCUUCUCUGUCAACCUGAAAUGAUAAUUGAUGAGUAAAACGCUGCAUGUAAAUGUAGAAUAGUUUGUACUUUUCAUUACAUGUGCUUGAACUUUUAGGAAAAAAGGCAGCAAAACAAUUUAAUGUGGACGAUAUGUUUGAAAAGGCAAGACGAACAGCCAAGGAAAUGUCAAUUAGUAGACAAAAAGGUACAGUAUAAUGGCUCAGACGGUAUUAUUAUGAAUCAUUAAUAAUGAUCUAAUGUUUUUAUCCAAUGGUCAAUCCAAUGCUUUCUUAUUUUACCACCUCAAUAAUCUCAUUAUCAAAUUACUAAAUUACAAUUUUCAUGGACUAACCCCACUCCUAAUUAUUUGUAUUUUCACUACUGUACAGUGUAGGUAAAAUAACUAAAAUUACAGCCUGGGCCAACUUUAAAUAUUCUAUGUUUUUCUUGCAUUUAGACUCAUUGAUGGAAACUGUCAAUGGUGACGAUGAACCUGCUCCCUUUGUCAUCAUGCCACCAUCAUCUAAUAAUAUCGAGGUAAAAGAACUACAUUGGAUUUUUAUCAAUGGCAGUCAGUACUAAUUAUAGGAGUGAUUCGAACUCGUGGUCAAGGUAAAGAAUUAGAAGACUAGGUGUUGACACAGGAAACAGAAGAGGUUAAUGUUUGCACUUUAUAUUAACAAAAAGUCAAAAAUUCAGGUCUGCUCUUCUCCUGGUAAUGUUCGUGUUGAUUGCACAGUUAUCCUCGUUACACACCAAAGGGUGUAUUUAAAUGUUUCUGAAUCCUCUCUAGAUUAGUUCCAGUCCUUGCAUAUAUAAAUUCUUAAUUGGGCAAAUCAAGGAGAGACAUAGUGCCUAAUGGUCAGUGCACUGGACUCCAGGUCAAGAGGUCUGAGGUUGAGACCUAGCCAAGUCAAUGUGUCGUGUUCUUGAACAAAAUACUUUACUUUAACAAUGGCUCUCUCCAACUAGGAGAAUAAAUGGGUGAUGGCUAGCUGUCAGGAAAGCCUGAAAUGAAAUGUUGGGGUAAGCUUGCAAUGAACAAGCAUCCCAUUUAGGGGGAGGGUAGUAAUACUCCUAGUUGCUUCUUGCUAAGGAAACUGGGAUGAGGUGCGGUUGGGAGGGCCACUAGGCUCAGGUACAGUCUUUGCAUUUUUGCCCUCUACCAAUAAUCAGGCAGUUAGUCAUUCAUUUUAUCAGUUAUAAUAAAGAUGAUGUGCUGUGCUGAAACAAAACACUUUUGUUAGUAAUUAAAAGCCUUUUCGUAGAAACCAGACAGAAACAAGCACAAGGACCGUGAUAGUGAUGAUGAUGAUGACUAUAAUAAUAGUGAUGAUGAUGAACCUGAUGAAGAGGUAAUUCAGUUAUAAAGUCCAUCUGGAGGAUGAGUUUAUAUCACAAACAUAAUAGCUAUUCCACCUCUGUUACACAUUGCUGUUGUUCUAUACACAAGUAUUUCUCAACCUUUUUAUGUUUAAUACAUGAAUACAUGUUAGUAAUGUGCAUCUGAAAGUACUGUAUGUUGUGGUGUAAAAUACCUUUUAUGGACUUGUGACUCACACUCUAGUCUGAUAUGAGUUGAAAAUAAUUACUGUUACUUAAAGCAGCUUAUUAUAUGACUUAAUCUGUGACCAACCUUUGAUAGAUAUGUAGUAAUUGUUGCUCUAAAGUGCAUUCCAACUGUUUUAAUGUACCUGGCACUUACAUUAUUAGCUUUUAUUAUAUUGCUGCAAUGCCUGUGGGAAAUAUGAAGGAAUCCUGUUCUGAUUGGCUACCUGAACAAGUAAGAUGGGUCCCUCUUGCCUGCUCGGGAUUGCGAGCUUUGAUACUGCACAAUAAAAACUUACGUGGAGUGGACUUAAAAAUCCCACAAACAGUCAAAAUAAAGAAACAUAAACAACUCUUGUGGGUUUAUGGACCAAAGUUGGCUUUCUUUCCUGCCUCUGGAAAUAAACAAGUCAUUCUUGAUUCUUAGUAAAGCAAUAUUUUUUUGCUAUUAAACAAUCCAUUAUUUGCUGAGCUUGUUAAGUCAAGAUUGCUGGAUGUAAGCCUCGUGCUUUUUGUGUGAUUUAUAAACCUGGACUUUGUCUCAGUCUAUAAAAAUGUAAAAAAAAAAGAACUUGGCCAAUAUUCAGCCAUCUUGGCCUCACACUUGAUCAAUAAUGGGUAUACCACUGAUAGUUAUUUUCAUGUGCCCUUUCCUUUUUGUCCUUAGAGCAUUGAGAAAAGGAUACCUAUCAGUCAUGAAAUUUCACUAGACCAUGGAAACAAAACAGUUGAGUUGUCUUAAUGUUAAUUAUUAGUAUCUUAAAUUACCAUGUAAUUCCUGUUCAAAUUAUCAGUGCUCCAGUGUAUCUGGAUUUUGAGUUGUGUUGCUUUGUAUUGUGACAUCAUUAUACAUAGAAAGAGGUCCAAUUCCAAGGAAGAGUUCUGUCUUUUGAGAGUAAUGCGAGAUUUAUUUUGACCAGAUUAGGCUGAUACUCAAAGAACUAUCAUGCCAAUCCUUCAUAAAAAUGAGAAGUGAUAAUUUUUGCAGUGUGGGGCCAACAUAGUGGUAAAAAUUAUUUAAACUCAAAAACCACCAAGAUCUGAUUGUUAAUUCUCCCCUCUAGCUGCCUCUCAUUUCCUUGUAAUAUAAUUAUGAAAAUUUGGUGCUAGAUCAAGAUAACAAUUUCUGUCACUGAAACACUGUACUGAAGCAAGACCAAUGAAAUUCCUUACUACUUUUGACACUCAGUUGAAAUUUCUCAACCUUGCUGUCUUAGGUCUCAGCCCUAGCUCUGGAUCCAUCAGGAUCACGCCUUGUGACUGGAGGUUAUGAUUAUGAGGUACUGUAACAAAAACUUGAAUUGUGACUGCACCUGCCCAUGUAUAUGUUGACUGAAUGUUAAACUAAUAACUUGGGGUUGUUAUUAACUAACUACUAUGGUUAAAAAUGUAGCAUUUGCUUGUUUGUGUAAAACACUCUUUUAUUCAUCAAAGUAUCUGAUUUAGAUUAGUGAAUAAAGGGGGUAAGUUUCUAAAGAAACUGUGGUGCUGCAUCAGUAGGAGAGUAUAACAGGGUAAUUUAGUGUUAUCAACUGAGUUGAUAAUGUAAAUUGACCUCCAUAAAGAGUUUUGAAGCUGAUGCUUGAAAUGUCAGCUUUCAAACUCUUUAUGGUGGUCAAUUUACCUUAUCAACUCAUUUGAUAAUACUUAAUUGCCCUGGUUAAGAUAAGGGUCAGGAUAAGAUCUGUGGUCUCAUGAUGAGUCUGACGUUGAUUAAUUGUUAGUGUCUGUUGCUCAUUUCAGGUAAAGUUUUGGGAUUUUAAUGCCAUGGAUGCUUCUCGUCGUGCCUUUAGAACUCUGCAGCCUUUUGAGUGUCAUCAGAUCAAGUCAAUACAAUACAGUAUCACUGGAGAUGUCAUUUUAGUUGCUUCUGGAAAUGCUCAGGUAAAUUGGCUAUGCUGUAUUGCAGCCAGUAGGCCACAAGUUUCUUUUAGAGAAAUGGAGAUAUGUCUUCUUUUAGAAAAUGUGCUUAACUCUCCCUUCAACUAGUUUUAUAAAAUUGUCAACCAAAGAAAAAUUUGAAUUAGGGCAGAUGCAUCAAUGGUAUAAUUAAAGACUAGAAUGCAGAAUAAUAAACAUGCAAGAUUUUCAGGAUGUUGAUGGGCUUUGAUCAGAUGAUUGAAUUUGAGUAAAAAAGAGUAUAAAUUCACUUUUUAAUAGCCCCUAAGAGUGACAAGCAUAUAGUUUCUCUCUACGUAUCACCACUCAAUGAAUCUUUAACCCUUUAACUCCCAAGAUCUGAUUGUAAAUUCUUCCCUCUAGCUGCUACACAUCUCCUUGUAAAUCAAUAAUAAAAAUUUGGUGUUAGAUCAAGAUAACAAACUCUGCUGCAUAAAUUUGGCAUUCUCAUUACCUGUUUGCUGGGAAAUGCAUGGAUACUAUAGGGAGAAGUUACAUGCUGAUCACUUCUGUAAGUGAUUAACAAGUAACUUAAAAUAAUUUGAUUACCAGUUCAAGUUAUUUUUUAAUUUCAGGCAAAAGUGAUUGACAGAGAUGGGUUUGAUGUCCUUGAAUGUGUAAAAGGGGAUCAGUAUAUUGUUGACAUGGCAAAGACCAAAGUAUGUUUAUGCAUUUGUGUUUGUUUGUUUUUUAAUUUAUGAAUGAUUCUUAGCCCUUUUUAACCCUUUAACUCCCAGAUCAAAUUUGUCAUUCUCCUCACCUUCAACCACACAAUUCUUACAGUGUUAGUUCAAAGAAUUUAUUACUGGAUCACCUAAUUAUCCCCAAAUUGAUAUUUUUCUCUAUUCUCAUCACUUAUCUGGUUGAUAUUGUAUUGAUAUUGUAAGGAGAAAUUCUGUCUUGGUCACCCAUGGGAGUUAAAGGGUUAACCUAAAGUCUGAAAGCUGAUUCUCUUCAUGAAGAAAAGGCAUGUCUUUGUUGGUCAUUCAUAUGAAUUUAGGGUUAUAAUGUAACAAUUUUUUCAGAAUGAUGGUUUUACUAAUUGUUGUAAUAUGUCUGCCUGACCAGGUAUGAAAAUUUCAGGGGAAAAUUCAUUGAUUUAUUGUUUCAGGGAGUUAGAAUGUUAUGGCUUAUGUAUUCAUUCAACAUGAAAUCAAGUAUUGAGGAAAGAUUUAUUUGGGAGUAGAAAUGAUAACAUUUAUUUUAGUUACCAGUAUACCUAAAUUAUCUUUUCAAAUUUGUAUAUGAUGAUGGCUAGUGCAAAAUUUUUAAAAUUUAUUGCUAUUUUUCCUUUUCUUUUUCCUAAACCAUAAAACUAGGUGUUUUUUAAUUACUUUCAUACCACUGAAAGUUUGCACAUGUGAUGAUCAUAGAAAAAGCACAAAAAUUUUUUGAGGGCCUUAAACAUGGUGAAACUAACUUAUUAUGGGCGCCUUUUCAAUGAUAUUUGAUAAUUUCUUUUUCAUAUACAUGUACACUAUAUGUCACUCUUACUUUUCGUAGGGACAUGUUGCAAUGUUGAACAAUGCAUGCUGGAAUCCAAAGGUCAAAGAUGAAUUCAUCACAUGCAGCAAUGAUGGGUUUGUGAAAAGUCUUUGUUUUGCUGUUUAUGUUUAAUACAUAGAUCCAGAUCUGAGUUUUUUUUUUUUUUUUUUUUUUUGAAUUUGACCACUGAUGUCAUGCAUUCAAGUUGAAGGGAGAUGGAAAAGAUGCACAUUUCGCCUUUUGAUCAUGGUGAACAUGCAUAGAAAGUAGCAAUAGUUUUGAUAUUACUUUUAAUACUGCUCCUUUGUAGUGUGAUUCUUGAUAGACACAUUGGAAAUUAUUUUUGGUAGUUCUUACCUAAUACCCCUCAUUAAGUUGGGAAUGACAGUUUGUUCAAUUUUCUGCUGUCUCUUUGACUCUACAUUAAUGCCAUGCGUGUAUGUGUCUGUUUCCUUAUGAAGCUAUUUCCUCAAAAAUUCUUUGUUUUACAGGACUGUCAGAAUAUGGAACACAGAAAAUCCUAAGAAAAAUAAAACUGUUAUCAAGACCAAGAACAAACAAGGUGAGAAAGUCCUGCGCUUACUGGACUACGACGAAGACUACGACGAAGUCUUCGGCGAAGUCUGUCGCGCGAGUCAUUUUUCGUGUAUCUCACCUCAAAGUUCCGCGCAACACCCUACCAUUUUUUUUUCACCGAUUUCUUUUGACUCGUAAGGAGGGACUACUGGCAGUCUAUGGGCUUACAGUGCCUGCUAUUUGUCUCUGCAGCAAAGAGUAUCGGUAGUUUUCUUUAAAAUGUACGUUUUAUUGCAACAUCUGUUUUUACGCAGGGAAGAAGACAAUUCCGACGCAUUGUUGCUUUAGUAAAGAUGGACGGAUAAUUGCUGCUGCGUGUCAGGUGAGCUGUGACUACCACAUAUACGUAGAAUAGCUGGGCUGUGAACAGUUUCUCUUGUUUGUGAAUAGAAAUUAAGGAAACUGAGCACAGACGUUUCCGAGAUGCAAACGGCAGCUGCGAAUACGAAGUUACUACUUCUGCAGCGAUUUGACAUCAAGCAAUCCUCCAAAAGCCAGAAACAAAAAAUCUAGGCCAUGUUCCAUGGAACAGAACAUUGAACUUCGUUUGGUGUUCGUUUCUCAUGAACGUGUUUGUUUAACCCUUCACACUCUAACAUCAGUAUGUAUAUUCUCCAUACAUUUCCUAAGGUGCUGACGAGGAGAAUUUGUUCAACAAUCUAGAGCUACUAUCCUCUUCUAUCCUCUUCUUCCUUUUUUCUUGUGGCCUUAAUUAGUGAUUUAGGGGGUGAUAUUGUAAGGAGAAAUUACAUGCUGGUCAAUCUCAAGGGUUAAAGGGUUAAGGCUCUACACUAAUAGGCCCCUCUGGUGAAGGUAAAGUUUGCUAACAGGCCUGACUUACGCAGAGCUAUUUCCGAUUGGGUGUUGAUAAUCCAGGAUUUGUUGGGUUUUGCUUUACGUUGAUUGGUCCGAAGACUAGCGCCACUUUCUCAACCAAUCAGAUCUAAAACUAUAACCGACAGCGGCCUAGUCACUCGCAUUUUCCCGCCUGAGGAACGGGUUUCUCUUAACACUGAAUUCUUAUUGGCUCCUUAUAUUUUCCUUUGCUUUGAUUGGCUGGUUCGAGCACUUUGGAUUUAGUUUUACGACACACAAUUGAAAUGCACUCUAACUGCCACUUUCUGCACUACAAUGGGGAGUAUUGCUGCUCUGCAAGGGUGGUAUGCUUGUCUAUCGCAGGCUACCACUAACAUUUCGUCACAGUUUUCUGACAAUUCGCACCCUUUACCCGUCUACAGUCCCACAGGGGUUUUAAUUACUUUUUCCAUAAAUGGUUGCCUAUGGUUUCAUUAACGGCCUGUGUUCGUAAAAGGGAAGGUAAAGCGAAACCCAUGCUUUAGCCGAAGUGGGCCCUGGACAAUAAAGUCAGGGUCUUACCUGAAAACAUAACGCAGUGGGCCGGUUAUCAAGACAAAGUUAAGCCGUUGUUCAACAAGAUCACGUUCUAAGCCAUCCUCAAUUUAGCCGAACCCAUUAUCUGAACAUCUAUUUUCAUGAACAGUAUUAAGAGAGCCGAAAGCUAAUAGUGAAAGGACAUUUAUUUUAAAUAAAUCAACCCUCUUGUAGAGAAUCCCCGAUCAUGAGGCCCACUGAUCACGUAAAACCGGCGUUUGGGUUGGACCUGGUGUAAAUAACCUGCCCAAUGACUUUUUGUUCAGUCAGAGUCCAGCUCACCAUUCGUUUGGCCUCUACAUCUCCUGGCAAUUGCCUAACGAAAGCAUUAGUUGCACUGGCGAAGGAUGAGCUUUUAGGCGUCUAUCACUGCGUUGUAAAUAAAAACUAUCUCUGGUUUAUUUAUUUUUUGUUUUUUUUUCUUAGGAUGGCUCCAUUCAAGCGUGGGAUACCAGAAAACCCUUUGUAAGUAUCUGUUUUUUCCUUGCUAUGAUGAUACCAUUUCCUCUGCCUCUAUAGGAGUGAAGCAUGGUCAUUCUUUGAAUAGAUGGUUUGAAUACCGAUCUGCAACAGAGCAGUUUUAAGUUGAGGGUCGAAAGUAAGUCGGGAUUGCAUUAAGUUUCCUUUACUGCGCUCCAUGAAUGGUACAAGUCAUUGUGCACAUUCUCCAUACUGUUCUCUAUACAUUUCUAUGAUGCUAUCCUGGCCCCGGUCGUUCGAAAGGGUGGAUAAUGCCAUCUGCUGGAUAACGCCAUCCACUGGAUAAAUCUCUAUCUGGUGGAUAGCGCGGUACGUUUUGUUCACAUUUACCCGCUGGAUAGCGGUUUAUCCAUAGAAUAGCAUUUUCCGCCCUUUAAACUACUGGGCUCUGGAGCCUGAAUUUGUUCUCUUACCUAGAGCUUCAUUCGUUGGUGAUCACUUCCCUAUUCUCGUGACCUCAAUGUUUGAUUCAGCAGUGAUACUGUAAUGGAAAUACACGCUGACUGUCAUCUAUUCUAAACAUAAAGCAUUUUUCUGAAUAUAAGUUUUACCUUAACAGAUCCACACAACAUACAUUCAGCGAACUGCACAUGCUCUGGGUAGUGACACGUCGUGUCUUUCCUUCUCCCAUGAAGGAAACUCUUUGGCUUCCAGGGGAGGUGAGAGUAAGAAAUGUGCAAAAUGGAGCUUGCUGGGAAGGAGGAGAGAGCGGAGGGGAAUUUGACCACGGUUCAACUUGAUGACUUGGCGAUUGAACUAUCGAAAGCAUCAAUAUUAUUGUCACAUUGGCGUUGUUUUGUUGUCAAAAAUCUUAUCCCUUGACCACCUCCAUAAGGAUGUGGUAGCUUUUUAAAGCUCCAUUAUAAAUUUUACCUUUGUAGGCUCUGAACCCUUCACGCCCUAACAUCAGUGUGCAUUUUCUCCAUACUGUUCCUUAUACAUUUCCUUAGGUAUUGACAAGGAGAAUUUGUUAAACAAUCAAGAACUUCUGUUGUUAGUGAUCAUCUCCUUCAUUCUCGUGACCUUAAUGUGUGAUUCAGGGGUGAGACCGUAAAGAGUAAUUAGAAGCUAGUCACUCUUAGUUUCAAAGAGUGAAAUAAUGUUUCCGAGUAAUAUAUGUGGUUUUUAUUCCAGCUUUGUAUUAGCUUGUCUCUGAAUGGAUUUUGUACUUGCUUUUUUGAGAUCCCCUCCAUAAACUGUGAAUUUUGAAGAUUAUUACAGGAGGAAUGCUUGAUUGGUAGAAGUACCUUAUCUUAAACACAAUGCAUCCAUUACUUGAUUGUAUCCGAUCCUUCAUUUGGUUCUCCUUAAAAAGCUGACUUUAAAUUAUUGACUGCAGGUGACGAUACUCUGAAAACUUGGGAUCUGAGGAACUUCAAGGAAUAUCUCAAUGUCGCCAUGAAUUUAACAAACUACUAUCCACAGUAAGCCUUUAUUAUUAAUUUCCGGUAAAAUAAAUGCUGUUUUUGGAUGGGCUAUCCAAGUGGGUGGAAUUGGGCUUGUAGGUAAGGUGCCCUUUUCGAAUGAGUGUAGACAGACUGGACCCAAAGUUAUCACAUUAGCCAAACAUAACCAAGGUUAAUAUUAAAGGGCGUCGGUGACAGCUCGGGCUACCUCAAACACGGGAAAUCGCUUGUAGACAAGACGGUAUUUUUUUUUUGUUUGCUUCUGGUUGUUCGAGUGUAUGGCGCGAGUUUACAAGACCAAUCACAAAGUGUGGUGAAGAAAAAAAAACCAUUGCAAUGCUGUUUCACUUUCUACGCUCAUUUGUAAAUUUCUCUCAGUUGAUGAACUGAUGUAAUAAACCUCACGAAUCAGCAAACUUAAAGGAUUUUGUAAAAUCCACUUUUUUUUUCUUGUUUCUCAGAACUUCAUGUCUGUUUAGUCCGGACGACAAGUUGAUAGUAACGGGAACAUCUGUAAAGAAAGGACAGGUAAGUCCUUUUCGACGUUGGACUUCUUCAGUCUCUGGGAGAAAACGACAACAACAACAGGCAAACAAAUAAGCAAACCACACAUGUUGAAGGAUAUAGAAUGUGCUAACAAAGAUAAAAUCAGCUUAUAGUGUCGAUAUAUUUGUAAAUAUUAUUGACAUCCAGGCCCUCAAUGACUAGAGACGUUUGAAGGAGCUUGCAAGCGACGAAAAGCAGUUGUGGUUGUCUGGAAAAACGACAGUCCCAUAUCUAUUUUUCUUUGCCUGACCUUUGCUAUUUUUUUUCCAUUGGGCUUUAUUUGCCCAUUUGCUCUCACGGCGAACCUGACAGAGUCCGUAGAAAUGUCUAAGUUGUUGCUCAAAAAAAUUAUGUAACCAGGUUCUCCUUUUGGUCAUAGGGAUCAGGUCAGCUGGUGUUCCUGGAAAGGGAGUCCUUGCGAAAACUCUACGAGUUUGAUGUGAUGGAGUCGGUAAGUUGCUGUUGUUGUUACUUUUACUUCGUGUGUCGUUUAUAAGGUUUUUUUAAUUGUUAAAUCACGUUCCUACUCCCCUAGCUCAGCGUGUCAAAUCUGUGCUGGCCCUCAAAUGAAUCAUUGGGCCAUGAAGCGGAAUAAUAAAUUUUGGCAGACCUAGGAGCUAGGCUAACAGUAAUUGGGUGGACUCUGUGUCAAGGUUCGAGUCUUGGUUAGGGCUUAGAUGGACUGUUAUUCCAUCUAGGGAAGGAGAGGGGGUUAAGAAGUGAUUAACAUGCGAGCCGGUGAUGAGAAUACCUAAAUCCAUCAGGUAGAACUUUUUAUCUUGAUCUACAUGUAACACCAAAUUCUUGUAACUAAUUUACAAGGAAACGUGUAGCAGUUGUUAGGGAGAUUUAAUGAUCAGAUCAAGGGAGUUAAAGGGUUAAGCUAUUAUGGUAUAUAAAUGGAUUCAUCAACGGUAAAAAAAGCGGAGAUAAUUUAAGCAUUGAAAUGUAACGUUACUAAGUUGCUUUCUGUUUUGUAGAAAAAUUGGUAAUCUCUAAAACUGCAGCGAAAUAUUUAAGUAUUCGAGCAGAUUUUCAUUGAGUGUCGAAUGUCAGCCAGGAUUGCGUCACUUCUACUUCAUGUCGCCUUGUGAGAGAUGUGGAAAACUCGCGUUACGUACUAAACCAGUCAGAAAUAAAGAUAAAACUAAUCUUGACAAGGUCACACGAUUUUUCCUUUGUGUCCAAAAUUAUUACUUGUUUUUACUUAAAGUUCUCAUCCGCUCUUUGGUGAUCUUUACCUUCGUUCUGAUUUUCUUUCGUUUUCGAUUUAUAACAUUCAAUAAGAAGGCGCGCUAACAAUCACUGUGUGUUUGGUUUUUCAGAGCGUCGUUAGCUGCUUAUGGCACCCCAAGUUAAACCAGAUUGUGGUCGGUUGUGGAAAUGGAACUACCAAGGUAUACUUUGACCCCGAGAAGAGCAACAAGUGAGUUGGCUUUUAACUCUUUACACCCUAACAUCAGUAUGCAUAUUCUCCACACUGUUCUCUUUACAUUUCCUAAAUGCUGACAAGGAGAAUUAGCUUAACAAUCCAGAGCUUCUGUAGUUGUUGAUCACGUCCAUUAUUCUCAUGACCCUAAUGUUUGAUUCAGGGGGGAUAUUGUAAGGAGAAAUUAGACACCAAUCACUCGUAGGGGUUAAAGGGUUAAAUGAUUGUUACGCUUUUAUUUUCGUUGCUAACGUGUCUUGUGUCAGUAGUUCUUUACCGUAUUACUUCUUAAAGUUGUUGUUCUCUUUGUUUAUGAUUUUUAAAGGGGAGCUAAACUUUGUGCUGGAAAUGUGAAAAGAAAAGUCGCUUCUAAAGAGAUGCCAUUGAAAGAUCACAUUAUCACUCGUGAGUAUAAUUCUGUGCAUUUUUUUUCAUUUGAGGAUUAAAGAGAUUCCAAUGAAAACACGAAAUUGAUUAAAUGCGAUUCCACGUUCCUAAUUUCUGACUAAGUUGGCUAAUUUUAACUGAUACUGAAAUUACAAUGUCUUUUGUUUUGUUUUGUAGCACACUCAUUGCCUAUGUUCCGCGAAAAGCGAUUCAAGAAUAAGAAGAAGUUGAAAGAAGCAGAUCGGAAGGACCCCGUCAGGUCACACAGACCGGAUUUGCCAGUCACUGGCCCAGGUGAGCGUUUAGUUUCAUUGACUGAAUUCAAAAGACCAAGCACAGCUAAGGUAAAUACAGCAGGAGAACCAAUGAAGACCCUUAUGACGUGCCUAGAGCCCGAGAAAACGUGAUCAACGAUGUUUUAAUUGGUUAUGCUUCUUUUGCACCUGAUUGGUUGACAGGGUGACUUGAGAUUUCUAGACCUAUCGCAGAGUGUGGUAAAGCAAAACCAAAGCAGUUUUAGGUUAGGUUGGGCACGCAACUGGAUGAUGCUCCAUAGGGGACUGAAGUUUUGAUAACAACUAUGUAUUUUGAUAAAAGUAGCCUCUAAACCUCCGUAGGAAGCACUUGAACACAGAUAAGUGUAAAAUAUCUGCUUAUUUUUGUAAAAUGUCAGCUAAUUGAUGCUGUGGCUUUUUUUCCAGGUCAUGGUGGCAGAGUUACAUCUGGUAUGUCAUUGUCAGCUUAUGUGGUGAAAAGCAUGGCACUGGAGAUGAAAGAUGAUUCGCAUCCUCGUGAGGCCAUCCUCAAACACGCAAAGGUAUACAGUGUAGCUGUGGUGUGUUCAUUCUUUGUCAGUCAGCUCGCUUUCCUGUCUGCAUGUUUCCUUGCCUUAAUGCACCGUUAUGUCCGCCUGUCUGUUGCUUGGUCUGUCGAUCUUUUAACCACUGUCUUUUUGUUUUUAUAUACUAGUUUAUUAACGCCUGUCUUUGUCUGACUGCCUGUAUACAUGGCUUUCUGUAUCUGUCUUUCUGCACAACUGUUUUCGUCACUUGAAUGUUCUGGUUUUCUGUCUCUCUUUGUGAUUGUCUGGCUCUAUUCCACUGUCCGUCUGUCUGUCAGUGUCCGUCGGUCUAAUUGGUCUGUUUCUCGGCCCCUGUUACUCUUGCCUGCCCACCUGCCUGACUACCUGGUGUCUGUCUGUCUGCCUGCCUGACUGCUUGGUGUCUGACUGUAUGUUUGUAUGUAUGUAGGGAGGUAAGUCAGUCGGUGUUUGCGUCUGUCUCACCGGCAUCAUAUUUUUCUUUUCUCAGGCUGCCGCGGAAGAUCCUUACUGGGUGUCACCAGCAUAUGCACAGUAAGUUUGAUACACCUUGAGCUAUUGGCUCCUGUUUAGACCAAGUUUCGGCGCAAUUAUCGAACAUGGAUGUCAAAAUUAGGCCAGCUCAGCUGUUUAUUUUUAAUAAUGUACCAAGUACGAAGAGUGAUGUUUGGGGUUUUUUUGUCUCGUCGUAAGCUGGACUCUUGACUCUCACAGUGUUGUGGAUCUCAUUAAUUAUCUUUCAGUCUUCGUAAAGGCCUGACUUUCUUUUUUUCCUUUCAGUACCCAACCCAGAACUGUCUUCCAAGAAGAAGAGGAAGAUGACGAAGACGAAGAAGAAUCUCAAAGAAAAAAGAUGAAAUUAUUGUAG